UUUUCUACAGAGGUUCUCAUCUAAAGAAUCUUUGAUUGCUAAAAUCACAACGGCACACUUUUGCAAUUGACCAAGUUAACAGCUUCGGAGAUCCAUUCAACUACAACAACUUUCGAAACCUCUUAUUGAUUAGUCGAUUAGCAUCUUUGCGAUUUUUUGAUUUUAUAUCCCAGCUCUUCGAGCAUACUCUACUACACUCACGAGUUCCAAAUCAUACGCAGAUGUUGAAUCAAUAUGUCAACCUUAUCCAUAUCUCCUCUUGGCGCUCUAAAUCCAAACGAAAUAAACCGAUCAUAUCAAGUAAUUACCGCGCCAUUGCCAAUCCAGAACUCAAAACCUUUGAUCUGGUCCACAGGACUUGAGAGUCCCGAAAAUUAUGGCAAUGGCGUGAAAAAAGCCCACGUACUGAUCGUGGGUGCCGGAAUUUCCGGUUUACGGGCAGCAUCGGUUCUACAACGACAUGGAGUUGGUGUUACAAUCUUGGAAGGCCGGCCGGAUCGCAUCGGUGGUCGAAUCCACACCAGUCGAAAAUCUCCAAACGGGAAGCCUCGAGACAUUGGUAAAUACACCUGACCUAAUAGGCAGAACAAUAUCUUCCGUUGUGGGUGGUUGAGACUUACGGUCUUGACCACACAAUGUGGGUUGUUUAUCCUUUCCCCCGGCAAAAGUGUGCUUACUAUAUAUACAGGUGCUGCAUGGAUGCACGAAACUUCGCAGAAUAAAUUAGUCCAACUAAUCAGAAAACUCGAUAUCGAGUACUAUUAUGAUGACGGUACGCCUUUAUACUUUACCAAGGAAGGAAGAGCGGGAUCACAAUUCAAGGCGAAGAAAGUAGCUGAUGAAUUCGCGGAUUAUUGUGAGCACUACUUUGAAACUCAUCCACAUGCUCCUGAUCGCUCUGUCAAAGAGUUCAUUCAUGACUUCGUAGAGAAUCAUCCUUUGAUCACUAACACUGAACGCAAAUGGGCUCCACAAGCCAUUCGUGAGGUUGAACUUGUAAGAUGUCUCAGUGCUCCAACCCAUGGUUAAAGCUAACCGGAUGAUUUUAGUGGAUCGGUACAUCAAUCGAAGAAGCUUCUUCCAAAUACUUGAGCUACUUCGUAACUGAAAGAAAUUUAUACAUGAAGGGCGGAUAUGAUAAGAUUGUUAAUUGGCUCGCCAAACCACUUCUCAAAGAUCCUGAGACCAUCAAGAUGGGAGAAGUUGUCAAGAAUAUCCAAUGGGGUGACCAGGAUAACUCAGUAGUAGUUGAAACGUUGAAAGGCGACAAAAAAUCUAUUUACAAAGCCGACGCCAUUGUUGUCACUGCACCUCUUGGUUGUUUGAGAAACAAGAUGAUUAACUUCGAGCCUGCUCUUCCUGAAGACAUUCAGGAGGGUAUUGAUAACUUUUCUUAUGGAGCUCUUGGAAAGGUUUUCGUGGAGUUUGACGAGGUGUUCUGGCCAAAGGACAAUGAUCAAUUCAUCUACUACCCUUCUCCUCUUCCAGAGGGUACUCCAGUUGAUGAGUAAGCAUAUCCUUCGCUCUUUAUACCAACUACUCAAACUAAUACCCAAUAGAUCUUCGAUCUUGUCCUAUGCUACUGUAACAUCUAAUUGCUGGAUCAUGUCCGGCACUAAAGAGCUCUGCAUCCAAAUUGCCGAACCUCUUACCCAACGAAUUGAAUCGAUGACCUCAACCAAGGAAAUAUAUGCUUUCUUCGAGCCCCUCUUCAAGCUCAUGCGUACGGAACCGUAUAAGGAUCUUCCAGAUUUACUCAACCUCGAGACCACUCACUGGACCCAGGACCCCCUCGCAGGAUUCGGAUCCUAUUCCGUUGAGAAGACGGGUGACGAAUCCGAACUCCUUAUCGAAGCCCUCGAAAACCACAGUCGAAGUCGCCUCCAAUUCGCUGGUGAACACUGCACCAUUGUCGGAAACGGCUGCGUGCACGGAGCAUUCGAGACCGGAGAGGUUGCUGCUAGAAACCUCCUGGAGACAUUGGGCGUGGUAUAUGAUGGAAAUGAUACCACGGCUCGAAAUGUGUCUCUUUGAGUGUGCGCAUUUCUUGUGCCUAAGAGGUGAGAUGAGAUGAGCUGAUGACUUGAACUUGCUACGUAUCCUUAAAUGGCUUUCGUGAGACUUGUUAGUUUUUGAUUUUUGUGUUUGAUUCAUUUGCUCUUAGUUAUAUCAUUAUCCCUACGGUCAUUACAGUUUCCAUCACUGUUAUAUUUGCUAUUCUUUAUAUCAACUAAGAUAUAGAUAUACCUUGCGAUUCA
Sclerotinia trifoliorum is the source of this 2258-nucleotide messenger RNA. Lineage: Eukaryota; Fungi; Ascomycota; Leotiomycetes; Helotiales; Sclerotiniaceae. The record is from the annotation of a GenBank genome assembly.